CUGGAUAUUUCUCUCUCAUUCUAUGUGUUGUGCAUCAACACCCAAGAGAGCCCGCUCUCUCGCGCUCCCCGAGACCGGUGAAACGGAAGCAUUUGCGCCGUGUAUGUAUGCGAGAGAAUUUUUCGGUGGAAGUUGGUGGCGAAGCAAAAGUCUGCAAGCGCCAAGGCAGUUAGUUCUGUGUUGGAUGUUAGAGUGAGUGGAUGUGCACUGCGUGAAUUUCCACAAGUCUCGGGCCGAUCGAUCGUACAUAUUAAGUAAAUUAUUCUCAUUCCAUCGUCGCACCUGAAGUGACAUUGCCUGCAAAAAGUGAUUCAGUUUAUUUUUUUCUACUCUAACCGAAACGAAUUGGACUUGAAGAAACAUUUCUGCAAUAGAUUUUUUGAUAGGAUUGUUCAGAGCGAAAAUACCUUUUUCUUUGCCCCUAGAUUUGUGGCAGAAAUCACCCAUUAGCGGUACUGAGAGACAAAACGUUAAUCCUCGAGAUUAAAUCGCAAUGCGAUUUAAUUAAAGAAAAAGUUUUUCGAGUGUGUGGCUGUUUUCUCUUGAAAAAAAAACGAAGCAAGUAAAUAGCUCUCUAAUUCGGUAUUGCACGCGGAUUUAUUUCUCCAAAUAGCGACUUUCUGGCUUUUUCAUUGCUGGGGGAAUUUCUUCACGGCUUCUUGGAGAAAUAGAGUGACGGCGUUUUGUGAUUAAUACAAGAGGAAAAUUAAUCAAAAAUUCCCCAUAAACUUUUUUGAGGUUAGAAGAUCUAAAGUUUCAAAUUGAUUUUCAAACUGUAAUGGACAUUUUAAAGUUGGCUGGUUGUGAUUGGAGCUAAAUGAAUGUUUUUCUUUUGCAUUUAAUUGCGUGCCUACAGUUUGUAAGGUUCUAUUGAUUGCUGACCAGUACGAGAGAUUGUGUGCCGACGAGGAUUAGAAGUGGAAAAUUCGUGAAAAUUGCAGUUUUAUCCUUGAUAAUAGCGUCCUUUCAACUGUCAUGAAGGUGAUGCAAUUUCUUCACUAAACCGAAGGAUUUUUUCCAUUUAAAGGGACAAAACAAAGUUUAAGGAACUUGGUCAUUGUGAGAAAGUUGGUGCUAUAGCUUUCCACAUCCCUCAAGAACCGGCAAAAGAAAAGUAAAUUGACACGGCCAAAGUGUAUGAAGCCCAAAAGUCCAAUAAUGAAAAUUCAGUAGUUUGGUGAAUUAAUGGUGGAAGUUGGAGAAAUAUUUGGAUUAUUGAGAACGACGAGGGACUAAAUUGGACGGUGUCACGCAAUUUUUUCUUCUUCCUAAAGACCCCCACAUUUCUCCUCAUCGUACUUUUGCAUAAAAGAUACAUUAAAAGUGAAAUAAUAACAGUGAAGAACAUUCUUCUUCCGAGGUGGGUGAAUAAAUUUCCAAACGCGAUGAUUGAUUCUUCUGGAGGACUUUUCACCACUUAGGAGACCUGCCCUCCCGUACGGAAAUUUUCAGUAUUGUCAGUUGAUGAGCGGCAAAAGAUCGCGGAGCUUCAAGUGUGCCGUCCAUCAUCGUGACAGGGAAGUUUGUUCUGAAAACGAUUUCCACAUCAUUUUUCAGGAUCCACCAUUCUUUGAAAGAAUGGUUCACGUGAUUGCGAUGGAAGUACUUCCGGAGGAACGAGACCGGAAAUACUAUGCAGACAAUUAUUCAUGUUGUCCACCUCCGCUCUUUGUGAUAUUUGUGACGCUAGUUGAGUUGGGCUUUUUCACAUACCACACACUCACAUCGGGACAAGCAGAUCCCGCAGGACCCGUACCCAUUGAUUCAAUGUUCAUCUAUCGCCCCGAUAAGCGACAUGAAGUGUGGCGAUUCCUCUUCUACAUGGUCCUCCAUGCAGGUUGGUUCCAUUUGGGUUUCAAUCUCGUCGUGCAACUGCUGGUUGGUUUGCCCCUCGAAAUGGUUCAUGGCUCCACUAGAAUUGGUUGCGUCUACUUGGCCGGCGUUCUGGCGGGCUCACUCGGUACCAGUGUGUUUGACCCGGAGGUGUACCUGGUUGGAGCCAGUGGGGGAGUCUAUGCCCUCUUGGCUGCUCACCUUGCCAAUGUGAUGCUAAACUACAGUAAUAUGCAGUACGGAAUUGUUCGAUUGGCGGCGAUUUUUAUUUUCGCUUCUUGUGAUGUUGGCUUUGCGAUUUAUUCGAGGUACGCCGUUGAGAAUACUACGGCACCAUCUGUGUCCUAUGUUGCACAUCUCACGGGUGCCCUUGCGGGUCUCACCAUUGGUCUGCUGGUGCUGAAGAAUUUCGAGCAGAAAUUGCACGAACAGCUCCUUUGGUGGGUGGCACUUGGUGUGUAUGCAGCUUGCACCAUCUUUGCCGUUGUCUUCAAUCUCCUCAAUACGGUUACGGUGCAACGACUAGAGGAACAAGGGGAGGUCAUUAAGGAGCAAAUUUUCCAUGAUUUGGGCAUUUAAGGGGACGCCUCCCCCACCAUCCAUGCGAUAUAGAUUAGUUUUUAAUUUCAACACCCACACCCAGAUAAAUUAGGAUUAUAAAAUGUAUAUAAAACAUUUUUUUGUACACAAAACUACUCACAAAAUGUUAUCCCUGUAAUUUAUUCUCAGUCUCCGAGGAAGAUUUAAUUACAUAAUCAUCUUCCCUCCAAUUUAUGUAAUAUAUAUUGUAUUAAUUAAUUUUGCUUUACCUAUAAUUUCACUAUUUAUGUUUAUGAUGUGUUGUGUAAAUAGGCGCUUAGAACAAAAAAAUAGAGGACUGUCCUUUAUUCUUUUCCUUUGGAAAUGCGCAUUCCACCUGCAGUGACCGAUAAAACCGAGAUAAAACCAAUUUAGGAAAAAAAAAGAAAAGAAAAUUUAUUCUGUGUAUAAAGCGAAUAUUUAUUAGAUUAUUAUAAAUAGAAAUAUAAAAAAAAUAAAGGAAAUGUUGUAAAUAAGUUUAAACGAAAAAAGUAAUGAAUGUAGAUACAUAAGAGAGCCCAGACAAAAUCAUCCAAAAAAAGUAAAAUUUCUAUAGCUUCGACAUUGCAAGAAAGAAAGAAAAAUUGAUGAGACACAACCACAAAUCAUGCCACCCCCAUACACGCUCCUAUAAGUCUUUUAGGCCAUUUUAUCAGGUGUGUUGAAAGCACAAAUUUAGCAAGUACACAAUAAAGAGGAAAAUUUGAUGAUUAGAUUGAUAACGCGGAGAAAAAAUUGAGGAAGAAAAAAAUGGGCCUAAUGGUGAGAAAACAACUCGUACUAAAUUCUUAAUUUUAAUGCUCCGUUUAUCGGCGUUUCCUCUGUAAAACAUCCAUCACAAACACACAUUUAUUGUGUCUCCGUCAAUUCCCUCACCUCCCCAUUAUAAUUGUUAUUAAAUUUGUUUAUCUGUUGCCAAAUGCGAUCAAUAUUUUCAUCAUUAAUUCUGUAAAAAGAAAUAAAGAAUUACUACAACAUAAGAUAAUCUUGAGACAUGCAAAAUGAUGCUGAAAUUGAAAAUUAAUUAAAGAUUUCUUUGAUUAAGUUCUUUAUGAAAUAAUUUAUGCAAAGAUUUAUGCUACAUUAAAACAAUAUUUAUUUGAAUAAUUUUCUUCACAAGUUCGACAUAGAAUUUAUUUUUAUUAAUUUUUUUUUCUGAGUGGAUAUUAUAAACAAGAAUUCUGGAUAAAGAAAAAAUUUAAAAAAAACAAAGAACAAGAAAUUAAAGGAAAUUUUGAACAGAAUAAAACCAAAUAAAAUUGAAAAUAAAGAAACAUAAAAUGGAAAAAGGCAGAAAAUUAAAAGAAAAUGAAAAAAUGAAUUACAUAAAAAAUCUUUUUACCAUGAAAGAAAAACAAAAAAGAAAAGAAAACAUCCAGCAUGUCUCAGAGAUAAUCUCCUAUAUCCUUAAUCUAAACCAUUUUGCAUUAUUUGUUGUGUUGUGCAUUUAAAACCAAAGACUGAACUUGACAUAGAAAAUGAAUAAUUUUCUCAUGAGAAAUAUCUCUUUAUUUUUCCUUUUUAAAAAACCUGAAUUUUUCCAUUAAUUUUCACUUCAAACUCACUGAAUUCCGUGCGGGCUGAUAAAAGCAACAAAAACAACAAAAAAUCUAUAUUUAAAACUAAAAUUGAACUAGUCAAUGUAGGAUUAACAGAAAAAAAAAACAAGAAAAAGAAUGAAAUGUAAAGAAAAAGAAAUGAAGAAAAAUCGCAAAGAUUAGCAUUAAGAUGUAUAAAAAAAAUCAUUUGAUCUUUCGUAAAGUAUUUGGAAAAGAAUUGGAAAGAAUUGUAGCAUUAGAGUGAGGAAGAAAACUAAAAAAAAAACAUGGAAUAAACUUAUUCAAGUCACAAUAUUCAAAGAUGCAUUAGCGUGUAGUAACUUAUAGUAAAAAAAAAUGAAGAGAGAAAAAGAAAAUAAAUAAUGAAGAAAAUUCAAACGAUUGUGAAUUGGAAUUGAAUGAAAAAUUAUUAAGAAAAAAAAUCGAAUAGCUUCGUAAAUGUUAGAGAAAUGACAAAAAAUUGCAAGAAAAUAAACAAGGAGAGCAAAAAACUUUAUCUAAUAUGCCAAAGAUUUAUUUAGUAAUUUUAUAGAAACAUCACAAAAACCUCUAAAAAUAAAAUUGAAAGAAUUCACUGAAGAAUACAAUUUUUGGGAAGAAUCUUUUUUUUAAUUAAUUUUAUUUUUUUGAGUUUUUUCUUAAUACGGUCAGAAUUUAUUUUUUAGCUUUCUUUGAAAAAUUAAAAAUUUAAGUAUUCUAAUUUCUUUAAAGUUCUUUUCAAAAUUCAUUUUAAGAUUUCAAAAAAAAAUCCCUCUAAAUAAUGAAAAAAAAAGCUUUUCAACCCAAAAUUGAAUUCUAAAUCUCAAAAUAUUCCAUAGAUUUUUCUUUAAAAAUUAAAUUUUCUUUCCACAAUGCAAAAUUUUUCAUUUUAGAUCAAAAGAAUUCUUUAAAAGGAAAAAAAUCAUUUCGGAGAGUUUCAAAAUUCCUCGUUUUUGUUUUUCUUCAAAAACUGAACUGCAACACUGCCAAAAAAAUGAAUAUUCUUUUUGUAAAUGUAGGAAAUAUUAAGAAAAAAAAGAACGAAAUUGACCAAUUUGUUUGUGUAUUGGAAAAUGAAAAUAAUGAAAGAAAAAUGAGAGAAAUGAAAAAAAGAAUGUGAAUAAAAACACAAUAAUGUCACAAAAA
This is a messenger RNA of Lutzomyia longipalpis, 5096 nucleotides long. It is a transcript of the gene stet, whose product is annotated as protein rhomboid. The record is from RefSeq and is a predicted model, not a curated record. The coding region runs from base 1465 to 2412 and encodes 315 amino acids. Gene Ontology annotation, molecular function: serine-type endopeptidase activity. The transcript is spliced from 7 exons. Gene Ontology annotation, cellular component: membrane. Lineage: Eukaryota; Metazoa; Arthropoda; Insecta; Diptera; Psychodidae.